AUACAACCUCUAAAUACAAUUAUGAACCUGAAAAUGAGCAUAAUAUGAGCACUUUAAAAUAAAUGAGAGCUGGGAGGUGAUGUGGAGAAUUAUUGUGAUGGCAGGUGUUGUAGUAUAGUCUUUCCAGUCUGACUAUAUGUGGUUACAUGUUCUCGGAGUCUGAGUCUGAAAAGGACCACCUCCUCGUUAUGCCGUUUUGCACUUCAGUUUCUGGUUUCUGUUAUUCUCUCCUGCACUGUUCCCCCUCUCUGCCUGUGCUGGUGUUAAAUGAAAAGGGUCAAUGCUAGCCUGAGAAACCCCCUCCCCCCAGCUUACUAUACAUGAGGGCUAACAGUUUUUCUAUUAGGUGUUGUUGUUUGCCAUCUACAGAAACUCCUAAUGGAGCUUAAGUGUUUUUCUCCAGAGGAAAAUACCAUGAAGAGUGAAAGAGAAGCAACAAGUUUUAAGUGUUUCUGUGCAUCUUGCAAUUAAUUGAAGGAGUCUGGUUUUAGUCUGCAAGAAACAAAAGUAUGCUAGAAAAGUAUGAAUUUAGUUUGCUUGUGUUUUCACUUCUGGUCAAUUGUAAUGAAACUAGACCAUGGAGGUUGAUUCUGCAGUGUCUUCCAUAUAAGUCGAUGUAUUUAACUUUUUCAUGUAUGGAUGAAAAGAAAGAAAUCAUGCUCAGAUUUUAGAGGUGUUGUAGACGGAAAGGAGACCCUAGGAUCAUGUACCAUACUUGAAGUUGUGUAUCUUUUAAGCCAUUACAGUACAGUAACAAGAUGCAGUGCUAUUCCACAGUAUAUGCCUGAAACUAUAUAUUUUUAAGGAGUGUUGUAGUUUUUGUGUGGGAUGUCAGGGUUUAAGCGUGUUUUGGUGAGUUUGUACCAAAUGUGAGUUUUUCAUACUCUUCAGUUAUUCUUCUGUCUUGAUUUUUCUCUGUAUUUCUGCCAGUUAUAAUACAGCAGAGGAAAACAACGAGAAGAGAAUGGAAAUGUACAUUUGGAACAGAAAAUUAAUUUUAAAAUUGUCCUUAAUCUAAAAUAAAAUAAAGUAAAAUAUACAGUAAUAUUUAGCAUAACCGAUUUAAUAUUAAUUAAAAGACAUAGUAUAUAUGUAUUUUCUCACACCACAUUGUUUCCACUGAGCUUUAUUGUCACAUCUCCUAACUUUCCUCAACUCACUAAUAAUAUACGUAAAAAUUUUUUUUUUGUUGUCCAUUUAGACGUCCACUCAGCACUGGUGUUCACUGCCACAUAGCCAAUAUACUCACUCAACAAAUGUGGUCCCAUAGUUUGGUAAAAGGAGUUUAGUUUUUGUGAUGACCAGUUUGUUGCACCACAAAGAGCACCAUUGUGGUAUCAGAACUGAACUGUUCUUUUUAGGUUCCUUUUUUUUCUGACUGUUGAAAAUUGUAUUUUUCAGAUUUUUCUGUAUGAAGCUAGAAUAAGUUUUGGUAUACCCUGAUACAGUGUGAAAAUCCACCACGUUUCACAAAAUGUUCCUUUUUUUGAGGUGAAAUAAAUGUUUAUAUCUGCCUGGACUUUUUUUUUUUUUUUUGGUCUGUCACAGUGACUCAGACCGUAAAUGCACAGGAUGUUGAAAACAAAGUUUCGGAUUUGGGAAAUAAAAAGUGGAAGGGACACAAAAAAAAAAUUAAAAGACAGAAGUGAAAAAUAGGUACAUGUUGAAGCUCAAAGAAGGGGAAAUGAAACUGAUCUGUCAUCAGGGAAAUUAAGAUAAAAAAAUUAAGGGAGAAUUGAAGAGAAACUGCACCUGAGAUUAGGAAGCAAGACUGAGAAUAUAAGUUACGGUGGGGGUUCUGAAUCCUCUUGUUAUUCUGCAUUCAUGCUUCCAUCACUUUACCUGCUGGACCCGUUUGCUCUCCUGUCAGGUUGCUCAGCCCAUAAUAAUAACAGGCCGUCGGCUUGUGUCACGCCAACACCCUGGAGUGAAAUAUCACAAAUACCACACCAUUUACUCCGUCCUGAGACAUCAGCAGUGUUUAGCUGGCAGUCUGGCAGCUUGUAUAAGAGUGUGAACAACAGGAAUAGAUUAAAAAUGGAUUUUAAUUAAAGUGUACGACAAAAAAGGUAAUGCGAGAGCUCAUUGUCACCAAAUAAAUCAGAAUCAUGCAUGUGACGUGAUUUAUUUGAGAGGUGGGCAUCAUAAGCUGGUGCUGUUUGUGUGUGAGAGAGAGAAGACAGGUGAGUGGGUGUGUCUAAGGCUGUUAUUCUUUCUUUCACACACGCACACACACACACUCUCAGGUCUUAUAUAAACCCUGCUGAACCGGUUACUGCACAUUACCUGUAACACACACUCCUUCACCUGACACUGUGUAAGUGGCUCUGGCGGCUACAUAUUAGUUGUAAGUGUGUUUAAAGUGUAGCUACACUUUACCUGCGGGAGUAUCUCUCUCUCCGUUAUUCACCUUUGGACCAAAAAAGUUUAUGUGUGUCGGGACGACUUGGACUUUAUCCUGAUUAUUUCCUGUUCAUGCUCGUACGCUGGAUCGACUUCCCGCCUGCAUAAUUUCAAAGAAAAACAAGACUGCUUCAUCUUUUUGAACUACUUUACAUCUCCGAUUCAUUCAGGAGAUACUAUCAUUCUGACCUGACAAAGUCAAAACGCUCCUGGUGGAUUUUGUUGAUUUUCUCUAAAUUGGAAUUGGAAGCGUUACCUACAAAGUUUGUAUUUAUUUGUGUGAGUGUUAGCAGCUCCUGGGGCGGCUGCAUAUUAGGGCAAGAUGAUGGAGGAUGUGUCCAUGAUGAUGGCGUAUGAUGCCCAUGUUAUGGACCAGAUGAGCGAAGAAGAGAUCCUGGCCUGUCUGGUGGAAGAAAUAGGACCUACGUUUACAGUCCCAACAAACAAAUCUGAACUGAGGGAAAGCCGGCUUCAAAUAAUGGAUGAAGAAGAGUCUUUGAACAAAUACCUGAAUGAGAACCGUCGGCUGCAGCAGGCCAGCCUCCGUCUGGAGCAGGAGAACGACAGCCUUGCCCACAGACUGAUCACCAGCAAGGUGGCCCUGAGGAACGCUCUGGACAAGGUGGAGGACAGAGUGGAUGAACUCACCAAAGACCUUUUUCAGACCAGACAUCGACUGCUGGCUACAGAAGAGGAGAAGAGAGGGAAAGAGGAGGAAGCUGCAGUGUCGAAGGAAGUGUUUCGGAGAGAGCUGGAGAAGGCCGAGCAGGAAGUCAGAAGAUCGUCGGGUAUCAUUGUGGACUACAAACAGAUCUGCUCUCAGCUGACAAACCGUCUGGAGAGGCAGCAGGCUGCCCACAGAGAAGAGUUAGAUUCACUCAAGAGUGCAGUGAAGGCUUGCUCACGCUGUCGACACGUCGUAGAAUCAGAUGAACCAUCCGCCACAGCUGAGAAAUCUCCAACAUCCGCAGAGAUAGAAGGCCACGGGGAGGGCGAACCAGGCUGGGAAGAGGACAACGAAGGUCAAAAAAAGGCAGAGCAGAAGAGAGAAAACCAGGAGAAGGCGUCCCUCAAGGACCAGAUCAGGGAGCUGGAGCAGGAGUUGGCCAAGACCAAACUCCAGAUGGUGGAGGCCAAGUGCAAGAUCCAGGAGCUGCAGCACCAGAAGGGAAUCCUGGCCAACGAUCUCCAGAAAGCAAAGAACAGUUGGAUCAGCAAGGCCUUCACCUCCCUACGGACCUCCAGCGGAGAGGGACUUCAUAGUAUUAGCAUACCCAGAGAUGGAUCUCCCACAGUGGGCUGGAACCUCCACAGCGGCUCCCUCUCUGGAUGGAGCGCAAAGAAGCUGUUGCGGCCUAUCGGAGACAAUCGAUAAAAUGUCUGAUAGCUCGGACUGUGAGUGGGCAGAUCACUUAAAAGUGUACACAUCGGAAGGAUCAUACCUCAGAGUAUUAAUUGACAAUGUUAUUAUGUAGUCAAUACUGUAGCUGCUAUUUCUUGUUUCGGGCACUAGAGGACAGUCUAGAGUGCAAAACGAUCAGAGGAGAGUACCUGAGAGCAUACAGGUACUCUCUUUUCUGUUCACCACUUUCCAACUAGUGUAUCCACUGAUAAGGGUAUUUUUAUAUUUGUAAACCAAA
This is a messenger RNA of Perca flavescens (yellow perch), 4043 nucleotides long. RefSeq names its product rab GTPase-activating protein 1-like. NCBI's taxonomy places the organism in Eukaryota, Metazoa, Chordata, Actinopteri, Perciformes, Percidae. The record is from RefSeq and is a predicted model, not a curated record. The transcript is spliced from 8 exons. The coding region runs from base 2726 to 3778 and encodes 350 amino acids.